AUGGAAUAUAUAUCCUUAAAAUCUAAGCUUCAAUUUGCUCCUCUUACGCGCGAUUUUGAGGACCCUACUGGAUUGGUGAACGCAAAAAUCAAGAUGCUUUCAAGCAACCAGGUGCAGAAGAAGCCGUUUACAUGCUUCUACUGGAAGACUACCAAGUGCAGGUUUACAGCGCAGGAUUGUCGUUACUUACACGAGCAUACAGGACAUGUUGCUUCCUCUCCCUAUAAACCCAAGUCCAAGCCUAAGAGCAAGAGUAUUGAGUUGCCCUUGAAACAGCCUGAAGUUGGAACUUCUGAAAGUGACGACUUGAUUUCGUUAAGUUCUUCCUUUUCUACUCCAAUGCAAAAGCGUCAGAAAAGAAACCAUGAGAUAUCGGGGCUUAUCGAGGGUGACGAUUCGGCCCUGAGUCCUUCGCCUGAUGUUCGCGUUCUAGUGGAGUCGAUCAUUCUCGCUAUUCGUCAACAUCAGGAUUACGGCUCUCUUAAAAAUAUGUUGGCCACCAUUCCCCGCCAGGAGCUCAAGGAAAUUUUUGCUUGUAAUCAGCUCUCAUUUUCCGCUUUGCUAGCAGCUGUACAUACCAACAGACCCAACGUUAUCAAAUUGCUUGUUGAACAUGGCGCCAACCCUGAUGCAACGAGUGAAGCUGGUGUGCCGCUAUUGAUGCCCAUUAUUCUCAAUUCUGGAAUUUAUGCGACAGAUAUUGUCAGAGCCAUUCUUGCUCUUGGCGCAAACCCGCAUGUUAUUCCACCAGAUUUGUGGGCUGGCGGUAAUACACAGGUUCAAGAAGGUAAGGGCAGGGGCUCACAGACAACUUGGUGUAGUGAGCGGCAGCGGACAGUACUACGGGAUAGCCUCACAGUUUCCAUGCAAUAUUACUUUUCUGAAGCUUCCCUGUGUGAUGGAACUGCCGCUAUAAAUACCCUUGUUACUCGGGAAAUUUCUACUUCUGUCGUUGGCCAACGCUACGCACUCACCCGUAUCACUGAAUAUCUCAUUGGUCACCAUGUACUUCAAGGUAACUCCCCAUUGGUACUAGCAUUUGUUGGAGCACCUGGCUAUGGAAAAAGAACGCUUGCUCGAUCCCUUGGGGAGUUUCGAGAAAUAUCCCAGUUUUCUGGGCACGAUAAUAUGCUAUCUUCUAUGGAUAAUAUCGAUGAACCGAAGGUUUCAGCAUCUGUCAAACAUGGUUUAGAUAUCGUCUUUAUUGAUUGUGACAAGGUCGAUCACUCAUGGCUGAAAUCUCUACUUAAUACUGUCGAUAAUGAUACGUAUCAGUAUAAGGCAGGAAAGAAGAUGUCGCGGCGGAAGACUGCCUAUAUUCUUUCUGUGCCACAGACUGUGGAUUCGGCACCUUGGACUUCCACUGAUAAUCCCAACCCUAAUAAUUACGAAACCCCCAGAGAUCCAAAGCUUUUUGAGCUGCUAAGAAACAAAAUUGAGCCCAGUUUGAGGGACUAUCUUUCAAUACUUUACGGGCCAUCUAUCACAAGUCGUAUCGAACUUGUCGUUCCCUUCAUUCCCUUCACCAAAGACGAAGUUGCCGUAUUAGCUCAUCGAUUUACAAUUGAAGCGGUUCAAGAAUUAGAAAAGGAUUGCAUGCUUCGAGACUCUUAUGGUAAAAAAAGAGCAGGCGGCUUCGAUCUUCGUGCUGACCCCGAUAUUUACUACAGUUUUUUCGAUUUGUUAUAUUAUGAUUAUAAGGGUGCUCGCGAUAUCCAAAAAGAGGUGGCGAAGCACAUUGCUUUGCCAAUGGCACAGAAAUACCUCUCGAAAUUUGCAGAACACGUUAGUGAUUUUGAGGGGGUAAUUAAGGUCAGAAGUACUGAUCGUAUAUGCAACGGUAGUGAGGGCAUAUUUUUAGAUGUGGAGGUGCUCUAA
Ophidiomyces ophidiicola is the source of this 1878-nucleotide messenger RNA. RefSeq lists its product as uncharacterized. The coding region runs from base 1 to 1878 and encodes 625 amino acids. Gene Ontology annotation, molecular function: metal ion binding; protein binding. The record is from RefSeq and is a predicted model, not a curated record. The transcript is spliced from 5 exons. Lineage: Eukaryota; Fungi; Ascomycota; Eurotiomycetes; Onygenales; Onygenaceae.